This is a messenger RNA of Centropristis striata (black sea bass), 966 nucleotides long. RefSeq names its product olfactory receptor 4B13-like. The record is from RefSeq and is a predicted model, not a curated record. The transcript has a single exon. Gene Ontology annotation, molecular function: olfactory receptor activity; G protein-coupled receptor activity. Gene Ontology annotation, biological process: G protein-coupled receptor signaling pathway. Lineage: Eukaryota; Metazoa; Chordata; Actinopteri; Perciformes; Serranidae. Bases 1 to 966 code for a protein of 321 amino acids. Gene Ontology annotation, cellular component: membrane.
AUGAUCAACUCUACAAAGGUUUCAUAUUUCACACUUGGUGCUUACUUUGACACUGGGGCUUACAGAUAUUUGUGUUUCAUGAUUAUUAUGUUUCUGUAUAUUCUAAUUAUUUGUACCAAUUCUUUGCUGACUGUGGUUAUCUGUCUGAACAGGAGCUUACAUGAACCCAUGUACAUUUUUCUGUGCAGCCUGUUUGUAAAUGAGCUGUAUGGUAGUACAGGGCUGUUUCCAUUCCUUCUGGUUCAGAUCCUCUCUGACAUUCACACUGUUUCUGCUUCUUUCUGUUUCCUGCAGAUUUUCUGUGUGUACUCUUACGUGUGUGUAGAGUUCUCCAGCUUAGCCGUCAUGUCUUAUGACAGAUAUCUCGCUAUUUGUCAUCCUCUGCAGUAUAAAACACAUAUGACUUUUAACAAGAUUGCCAUACUCAUUGCUCUGCCAUGGUUAUACUCUUUUCUUACCAUUGUUACUCUGAUAGCAUUGAUCGCUCCUUUACAGCUCUGUGGGAACAUCAUUGACAAAGUGUACUGUUUAAAUUAUUCCAUUGUAAAGUUGGCAUGUACUGAAACCAGUGUGAAUAACAUUUAUGGACUUAUAAUCACUUUUCUCACAGUCUUUGUUCCAUUAUUUAUAAUUAUUUACAGUUACAUGAAGAUCCUUAAAGUGUGUUUUUCUGGCUCCAAACAGACGAGACAGAAAGCUUUCAGCACCUGCAUGCCUCACAUCGCUUCUCUGCUCAACUUCUCUUUCGGGGUUUGUUUUGAAAUAUUCCAGAGCAGGUUUGAUAUCAAAGGUGUGCACAGUAUGUUAAAAAUUGUUUUAUCACUGUACUUCCUGACAUGCCAACCGCUCUUUAACCCUGUAAUGUACGGACUGAAACUGUCCAAAAUCCGCGUCACAUGUAAAAGUCUGCUGUUACACUGUGCUCUUCAGUGCUGGUCAUCCACGAGAUUUGAUCAGGAUAACUGA